AUAAAAAUAAAAUAGAAGAAAGGGCUCUCCACCGACCCACACGCUUUGCUAAUUUUAACACAAUACAAAUAUUCCCACAUCGGCCACCGCCAAAUUCCUCCUCCAGAUUCAAAUACACAAAUCUCUCUUGUUUUGCUCCGUCGCCGUCGCCGUCUCCGUCGCUGGCUGUUUUGCAAUUAUUUUAUUAUUUUUUUCUUUCUCUGUUUGUUUAUGAAUCAAUAGCAUUGUGUUCGUCAUUUGUGGAAUCCCCGAUAAUGGCUGCACUAGCAGUUGAGCAGCUUAAUCAAUUACGAGACAUUUUUGCACGAUUUGACAUGGAUUCAGACGGAAGUCUUACAAUUCUUGAAUUAGCGGCAUUGCUUCGAUCUCUUGGUUUGAAGCCAUCCGGUGAUCAAAUCCAUGUUCUUCUUGCUAAUAUGGAUUCGAAUGGUAAUGGAUCUGUUGAGUUUGAUGAAUUGGUGACAGCGAUUAUGCCGGAUUUCAAUGAAGAGGUAAUGGUAAAUCAAACGCAACUUCUGGAGGUUUUCCGUUCGUUCGAUCGAGAUGGGAAUGGAUAUAUAACAGCGGCGGAACUGGCGGGAUCUAUGGCGAAAAUGGGACAGCCAUUGACGUACAGAGAAUUAACGGAGAUGAUGAAGGAAGCAGAUACGGAUGGCGAUGGAGUCAUUAGCUUCAAUGAAUUUGCAUCUGUAAUGGCUAAAUCUGCCGCUGAUUUUCUAGGGCUUGCAAUUUCUUGAGUGAAUUAGACAGUUGUAGAAAAGUCAGUUCUUCGUUCCAUCGUCGACCAUAUCUAUGGCUCAAGAGCAUGCUCAAUACCACUACACACAAGCUCAAUAUAUAUAUACGAGCAUUAUUCCAUGAAAAAACUCGAAUUGAAUCGUCUCGUGAAUGCCAACCCAGAACUUGUUUUGUUUUAUCCAAUCGAGUGGGUAAUGUGUUGUGUUCUUGAGCUAUGAGGGGAUACAAAUUUUCAGAUAAGAACCCACUUUUGGAGUGUGAUGGGAACACCUUGGACGACGAAAUUAAUGUGUUUUGAUUCUCAAAAUUAAAUGAUUGAAUAAUUAAUAUUUUAUUGAUGGUAUUCAUUGACCAUUACCAA
Cucumis sativus (cucumber) is the source of this 1099-nucleotide messenger RNA. RefSeq names its product probable calcium-binding protein CML15. NCBI's taxonomy places the organism in Eukaryota, Viridiplantae, Streptophyta, Magnoliopsida, Cucurbitales, Cucurbitaceae. The transcript is spliced from 2 exons. Gene Ontology annotation, molecular function: enzyme regulator activity; calcium ion binding. The record is from RefSeq and is a predicted model, not a curated record. The coding region runs from base 255 to 737 and encodes 160 amino acids.